GUGAUAUAAAUGGCUGGAGGAAACAGUAACGUGACUAGCACUAGUUGUUGUUAUGUCUCAGAUCUAGUCAUGGUUGUGAAGAAGAAAGCACCUAAAGUGGAGGCUGUAGCUGUGGAUGAUGUCAAGCUGAAGAGCCUGACAGAUUCCCUGUCUGUGGAGGGGGAUAGUAGAUCCACAGAGCUAGCUCGGGUUCUGAAGGACAGUUUAUCGUCCUCUGACCCGGUUGAGCAGAUCCAGCUCAUCUCUAAGGCAGGCGUCCUGUUGGAGCAGUUGAGAGAGGACGAGUGCACUAUGGGUCCUUUACUGCAGGCUUGCAUGAGCACACUUGCGUUCCUGUUUACCACACUGCCAGCUAAGAACCCUCUUAAGAGAGCCGUAGCAAGUGCACUAGGAAGUGGCCCGGAUUGGCUGCAGGAGCAGACGGUUGGAUGUCUGUCUGAGAGCCUGUCUUCCUGUCUCUCCUCUACGAGCACAGAUCACUGCUCACACUUAACAGAUAGCAUCACUUCCUGUCUGGAUGGCUUUAAAAUCGGUGAGAAAUGUGUUCACCAUUUGCUAAUAGAAGUGCUCCAGUUCUUCCAAAGGACAUUCGAUUAUUAUGUGGAGCAGAACAGGGGUUUGUCUGGUCGUCAUGUGGCCCAGGCUCAGCUGAUGCAGUCGUGUCUGGCAGCGGUGAAGGCCUCAAUGCUGGUGGUUCAGAGGUCUCAGGAACCCAUCACUACUGCAGUGCUUUCAGCUUCAGAUGACCAAUCUGAUCUACAUCAGGCUCUCAGUGGACUACUCAGCUGCUAUACAUGCAUCUUGACUGAUGAGGAGUUUGUUCAGACGGUCCAGAGCACUGCUGGGAUGGCCGUUGUUUUGCUCAUUAGAUCUACUAUUGGUAAUGGAGAUGAUGUACCUGUCAUAGUUGCGGGUCUUCUGCAGUGUUCAGUGGAUGCAGGCAGCAUCGCCCCUCAGUGGCUGAGACAGAGCUGCGCAGGUCUGUAUGAGAGCGGCAGGCCUGCAGCUGUGGCUCUGUAUCUGAGUCAUGGAGCUCUGGCUAUGCUCAGCUGGAGAGGAAAGACUCUUGGUCCACAGGCCGAGAAACUGCUGCUGCUCAUACCUGAAGUGCUCCUGUCUCUAGAUACAAGAGUGAAGGAGUCCAGUACGGUGAUGGUAGUGGCUCGGGUUUUGACACUUUGGAGUGGAGCUGCGGUUUACUGCGUCCAGGUGGACACACGUCCCCCUCUCCUUCGCUCGUCUCUAAUUGGAGGCUCUUCUCUAAUCGCACGCCUUCACCAGCACAUCUACGCCCACUGGGAGCACCCGCUGGACGGGGUUCGACACCAGACGUGCUUCAUGUUCCAGAACCUCCUCACGCUCCACCAGCACUGCAGUGACCACAAGUCCGAUCCCACCGGUGACCCUUACAUCACCCAGCUCACCCAGGACCUUCUAAUGCUGGAGUGGCAUAUGAAAGGGAAGUACGGCACACUGGGCUGCCUGGUGGAGCAUUUAGGAGCAGAGUAUUUACUCAAGCUUGAUGGGGGGCUGCCAUCCAGGCUGCUGGAUCUGAUGGGGGAUCAGACGAUGGCACCGUACGCCAGCGACCUUCUGGAGAAGCUGUUUGUCAGCCAUAAGGCCCAGUUGUGUGCACGGUUUAGGGCUGGGGAUGCCUGGAUAGAAGUUUGGGUGAGGCCUCUGCUGCAGGUACUGUGCACAGCCCGAUUGGAUCAAACCACUUAUAUACUGGACUACUUCCUGCCCAAACUGCUACGCUGCAACCCCUCCAGCCUUAGCCACAUGGUACAAGCCCUGCAGGAGAUGCCAGCUUGCACUGAGGGGUCAGCUGGCAGCAGAGGUGCGUUGGGGGCUUUGAUGACGUGUCUGCGUGCCGCCCGGUCUCAGGGUGUUCUCAAGUCUGUGGAGGAGGAAUUGUGGGGUGGCCUGGUGCCGCUCCCACUAAUGCGACAGGCUCUGGUGCACAAACACGAUCAGGUGCGAAUGGAUGCUCUGGGUUUGGUAUGUGAGAGCCAUCGCAGCACAGAAACUCUGUCCAGACAGGAAAUAGAGCUGAUCCGGCACUUCCUGCCCUUUAAUCUAAACAGUCAGUCACCAGGAGUCAGACAGCAGACUGUCAGUCUGUUAAAGAAGCUCCUGUGUAGGGUGAAGGACAGCGCUCAGCUGCUGCAAAAGAAACUAGACCAGCAUCACAACCACAAAGACCAGCAAGUCUUCAACAUGUACCAGGAGUUUCUGCGCUGGUUCUGCGAGACUCUAUUCCAGGUGUUUCACCCAGGAGCCUCAUUCUCCAGGUGUCUGAUGGCUCUACACCUGCUGGGGCUGAUCGCUGAGCAUUUCACCUUUAACACAGGCUGCGGUUUUGCUCUUGGAGAGUCAGUGAGCUUUUCUCAUGCUCAAGCUGUGCUGUACUGUCUUGCAAGCAACUUUCUUGAAGUCAAACAUCUCGCCUGCAACCUCUUACAAAAGCUGCCCCCCGCAGCAGUGCGACUCCAGGAGCCGGAGAGGCUGCAGUCUUUGCUUCAGGUCGCUCUGGACCUCAGCACCAGCACCAAACCCUUCGACAGCGUCACUGCCGCUCAUCUUCUCAACCUGCUGCUGCACCAGCCGGGUCUGCAGGCUGCGUUACUCCGCUGUAUCCAGAAGCGGCACAUCCCUGUCCAGCCACCAGCACUGAUCCAGUCCCAGACGUCUGAGGCUGCCAGUCUGGAGCAGAACACUCUGGCAGUGGUGCAGUGGCUGAUGGUGUGUCUGAAGGAAGAGGUUUUGAAGGCCGAGUCGUCUCUUCUGCAGGCCGCUGCUUCCUAUCCUUUAUAUGGCAGAGCUCACUGCAUCACUGCAGUCCUGCAGCAGCUCAACACUGGAUCACUUGUACUGCUGUCUGAGUGGAGGGCUGUUGUGUCCGAGCUCAUAGGCCUGUGCUACAGGAUGUCUGAUGUCGUGUCACCUGUGGUUCAGAGCUCUUCCCCUGAGGGCCUUAUUCCCAUGGAUACAGAGUCUGAGACCUCUGCUGGCCUCCAGAAGAUCCUGCAGGAGAUUCAACCUCGUGACACAAACGAUUUUUUCACUAGUGCAAGAGAGCUGGACCCCAGUGAGAGCGACUGUAACAGCGAACAGAAAGAGCCAGAGAACGCAGUUCAUAAACCACAAUCCUGUAACAGUGGUGGUGGUGAUGGAGAGGCCUAUCGAGUCACCGCUCAGAUGGUGCUGGUGUGUUGCUGGAGGACCAUGAAAGAGGUGUCCAUGUUGCUGGGUCAUCUGUGUCAGAGCAUGCCGCUGUGCUGUUUUCUCACACACGCUGACGGCAGAGGAGUUGUCACGGAGGACCAGGUGGAAGGUGUGGGGCAGUACUUUCGGGAGCAGCUGCUGCAGUCUCGUCACAGGGGGGCGUUUGAACUGGCCUACGUGGGAUUUGUUCGGCUCACUGAGAUGCUGUGCAGGAGUGGGAGCGCUACGCUGCAACAGCUGCCAGCACACUGGCUGAAGGAGGUUCUUGAGGAAGUGAAAUCCAGUGACCCCUCCUCCAAACUGUGUGCGACCCGCCGCAGUGCAGGAAUACCCUUCUAUAUACAGGCCCUGCUGUCCUCUGAGCCCAAAUCAUCCAGCUGUGGACUCCUGAAGAUGACCAUGAGAUCUCUGAUGGCAUUGGCUAUGCCCUCUAAUGAUGCAGAUACUGAGAGCAGCUCUGUGCCACAGGUCCACGCUCUGAACAUCCUGAGGGCUUUGUAUCGAGACACACGUCUGGGGGAGAACAUUGUGCCAUUUGUGUCAGAUGGCAUGCAAGCUGCUAUCCUGGGUUUCACUUCUCCUGUGUGGGCCGUGAGGAACUCCUCGACUCUCCUGUUUAGCACUCUGAUCACGCGGAUAUUUGGGGUAAAGAAGGGAAAAGAUGAGCACUCCAAAAAGAACAGCUCAACUUAUAGAAUAAUUACCGGUCAACUUAAAGCCCUGCUGUCCUCUGAGCCCAAAUCAUCCAGCUGUGGACUCCUGAAGAUGACCAUGAGAUCUCUGAUGGCAUUGGCUAUGCCCUCUAAUGAUGCAGAUACUGAGAGCAGCUCUGUGCCACAGGUCCACGCUCUGAACAUCCUGAGGGCUUUGUAUCGAGACACACGUCUGGGGGAGAACAUUGUGCCAUUUGUGUCAGAUGGCAUGCAAGCUGCUAUCCUGGGUUUCACUUCUCCUGUGUGGGCCGUGAGGAACUCCUCGACUCUCCUGUUUAGCACUCUGAUCACGCGGAUAUUUGGGGUAAAGAAGGGAAAAGAUGAGCACUCCAAAAAGAACAGAAUGACCGGCCGAGAGUUUUUCACUCGUUUUCCUGCCCUCUAUCCCUUCCUCCUCAGUCAGCUACAGGAAGCUGCAGCCUCUGUGAACAGUGAUUCAGGGCAGGUGAAGCUGCACCCCAGUCUUUUCUUGUUGCUGUUGGUUUUGGGUCGUCUCUACCCGUCUCCUAUGGAUGGUUCAUCAUCUCCUCUGGGAUUAGCUCCCUUUAUGCCCUUAAUCAUCAGGUGUGGUCGCUCUGCAGUGUACCGCACGCGUGAAAUGGCCGCGAGAGCCCUGGUUCCGUUUGUCCUGGUGACCGAAGUUCCCUCCACCAUCCAGACUCUCCUGGAGGAGCUGCCUCAAGAACCUGGACCAGGACUCCAACAAAACCACAUCCAUGGCACACUGCUUCAGGUGCUGUCGCUGUUACGUUCCUACCUGGCCGACACACACAGACCCCAAUCAGGAAAUGAGCAGGGCUGUGACCUCUCCAGUGCCCUUUUUCCACGGCUGUGGCUUGCCACAAGGCAGAAUCUAUGUCUGGUAACACGUGGUGCGUUUCUAGACCUGCUGGGCUGUCUUUGUGGUUGUCUUCCUGUUCCUGUAUCAGAGUCACAGCUGAAGAAACUGCACGAGGAAGCUCUGCAGAUUCUUAUGGCCUCUGAACUUGUGGCUCCUCAGGGGCCCGAUGAAACACUAUAUAUUCACUACCAUUCAAAAUUUUUGUUUACGUAG
Molecule: messenger RNA, 4995 nt
Organism: Sinocyclocheilus anshuiensis
Lineage: Eukaryota; Metazoa; Chordata; Actinopteri; Cypriniformes; Cyprinidae
Product: THADA armadillo repeat containing
Exons: 37
Coding region: 10-4995 (1661 amino acids)
Biological process (GO): tRNA methylation
Cellular component (GO): cytosol
Source: RefSeq, a predicted model, not a curated record